AGGUUUAAUAUCCAGAGCUUCAAAAUCUCAGACAGAAACUGCGAAAAAGAGAAACAGAGAACAAAAAAGCGUGUUUGUUUCCUCUUCGGGUUUGCGGACCGAUUUGCACCGACAACUGAGUCAUUUGGAUUGCGGAACCGUUUGGUUGGAGCAUUUUCUUUCACUUCGCUUUCUUCUAACGCGUUUAUAAUUUGCUCAAGCAACUUCAAAACUAGCCAACAAGCUUUUUAUCUUUGGUGGUUUGCAAUUCAAAGGAGUUGGUGAAGAUGAUGCCUCACUAUAGAUGCAUGGAGUCGUACCCUUUCCAAAGAAACCAAACCCCUUUCACUCCAUAUCAGGCCUUCCCAACUCCUAUGCCAGUGGAUCCAGCCAAGCCUGGUACCAUAUAUGAGCCUUGGCCUCACGGUGGCAACUAUGGCUAUACAAUGCCUUGUCAUUCCUGCUGCAACCAUGGUAACUUCUCUGGCUAUUAUGGUUCCAGACCUUAUGUUCCGGCUCCGAUGCCAUCACCGAUGCACUUCUGUGGAGGCUACCCAACACCAUACGGUGAAGCCUAUCCUGCUUAUUAUGCUCCCCCACCGCAUUAUUCCGUAGACCUGCCUAGAUACGAAUAUGAAAAGAACGUGCCCGGGAGCAACCACUGCUGUGGCUGCCCUCAUCAUUUCUACAACCCCAAGGAAGAAAAAAGUGUGAAGAUUGAGGAACAAGAACCAGACGUUGUGGAAAAGAAAGAGGGUGACUCUGUGGUCCCAAUUCAGAUGAAAAACCAGCCACACCCUAUUGUCUGGAUUCCUCAAGAGUAUUUGCAUAAUAAAGGGCAGAGGAAGUCCAUUGAGCCAGAAGUAAGAGAGCAGGAAAAGGUUCCACCUAAAACAAAGCAACCUGAGAGUGAGAGUUUAAAAUCUAGUGAACAGGAACGAGGAAUCAGGAAUGGAUGGUUACCUCUUGAAAUAAACAACCUUAGGUCUUUAAUGCAUGGUGAAGAUGGGAAGAGAAUGCAUGAUCAGCAGGGUAAGGGGCAAAAGAAGGAGCUGCCGUUUCCUGUUAUCUGGAUGCCUUAUGAUAACAAACAGGAUGAAGUUGGAAAGAAUGAUGACAAACAGGAUGACAGCAGGGAUAGGAAUGGCGCUAAGGAUCAGCAAAGCGAUGAAAUAAAGAAACAAUUUCCAUUUCCUAUUAUUUGGAUGCCUCCUUUGGAAAAUAAGCAUGAAGAUGCUGGGAAGAAGGGUAGUAACGAUGUAAACUGCAAUAUAAAAUAUGAAGAAAAUCCACCAUCCACAUUCAAUGUUGUUCCAGAGAAGCAUCCUGGUGAUGGCAGCAGCACCCACAUGUCUGGAGUAAACGAAGAGAACCUCGCUGCCCAGAGUGGAGUAGAGAAGAAGAAAAUUGCUAAUCAUAAAAUUAUUCCUGUGAAACAAAUUGAUGAACAUGAGGUGGACAAGUCUGAAGAAACUAAGGAAAGAGGAAGAAGUGUUCCAGUGAAUAAGUCUUCAGAAAGCAAUGACAGAAGAUCCUCAUCCCCACCCAAAACGCCUAAGCUGCCACCUGUUUGUCUUAGAGUUGAUCCUUUGCCAAGGAAGAAAAAGGGGAGUUCGCGGUCUCCGAGUCCUGAUUCAAAAAGCCAUUCAGAAAAGGAUACAAAUGACACUGUAGGUGCCUCUGCUUGCCUAGAUGAAAAAGCACAACAGGUUUCCAGCUGCAGUAAUGAGGUAGAACCAAAUGAAAAGGAGAAAAAGGUAAUUGAAGGUACAGAAAGGGAAAUCAGUGGAAACGAUGAUGGAGAUCAAAUGGAUGUAUCCCAGGUUCCUAUCAACCUGCCAAUGCAGCCCAUGGCUGACGUCUGCACUAAGCUAGUUCUUGAUAAAACUGGGGAAGAGGGAACUGAGUGUCCGAUUAAAGAGGAUCAAGAAGCAAGCAAGGUGAGCAAUGCAGCAGCUGAGGAAGCAAAAGAGUUAAGAAAAGCUACAGACGCAGCAAAAUCACUUCAUGAGGAAGGGAAGCUUGAAAAGAAGACCUUAUCAGAUGUGGAGGCAGCUGUUGCUAUUCAGUCAGCAUACCGUGGGUUUGAUGUGAGAAGAUGGGAGCCAUUGAAGAAACUGAAACAAAUAGCUGAAAUUCGUGAACAAUUGGUUGAUGUUCGAAACCACAUUCAAGCUUUGGAGUCAUCUUACAACAUCCAAAUUGAUAAUAAGCAGAAAGUGGUAAUUGGAGAGACCAUAAUGAGACUUCUGCUGAAAUUGGAUGCCAUUCAGGGUUUGCCUCCAGGUCUAAGAGACAUCAGAAAAUCCUUGGCAAGAGAGCUUGUAACUCUUCAGGAGAAGCUCGACUCUCUUGUGAUUAAAAAUUUCCAAGAACCUGAAACAAAGGUUUCUACCUCUAAACUUGCGGAAAACAUUGAUGCAGAAGUCCAAAACAGAGAAUCCAUGCAAAAGCAGGAAAAACAGGAAGCAAUAGAACAUGAUGAGAAGGAAAGUUCACUUCAGGAUGUGUAUGUAAGCAGUCAUGAUUCAACAAAACCAUGCGAAGCUCAGCUGCCUCACGUGACUGAUUCAGAGCCUAGUUUGAAAAUUGAGGAAGCUUCAGAUUCUCUCUCUGAGAAUAAUGUCCAACCCACGAAUGUGGAAGAUGAUCUUCAAACUCUACCGAUGGCAGUUGAUGAAACCAAGCAUGGAGAAGGCAAUGUAGAAAUCUUAAUGGAACCUAGAGAUGAGGUAGUCAAUGGAGAGCUUGAAGCUAGUUCAAUGAUGGUAACAAAGACAGAUAAGCCAGAGGAUGCUUCUGACCCCAACCAAUUUGUCCAAGUUCCAUUAGCAGUAGAAGUAACAACUGAUUCUGAGAUUCAACGAACUAGCUUGGAGGCUUCCCAUGUGACAUGCACGCAGACAAAAGAUCUUGAAGAACUGCCUCAUGGAAUGAUUGAUGACAAGCCUGUUACAACAGAGUUUGAAGUAGACAAACAAAUUGAAAUGGACAAGAAUGAAGUUCCACAGGCUUCAAAAGUUGAACGUGUAUUGGAAGGAACUUCCCCAACAGAUACUGAUGGUGCAAUGGCUCCUAGUAAAGAUGCAGAUAUGUCGAUUGAACAAGUACCCGUGGGAUUAAUUGAUGGAGACGCUGCAUUGUCUGAGCUUGGGAAGUGCGGAGAAGCUGAAAUGGAGAAGAAUGACGAUGUACUAGUCAAAAAUGAAUGUGAAGGCACUAUUGAUUUAAAUCCAUCAGAGCUGCCGACUGAAAAGGAAAGUAAGCAGCCAAAUGAAGCAGCUGAGCACCCUAGCGUUGUUGAACCAGAGGAAUGUGUAAAGGUUGUAUGUGAGGAUGAUAAGGAACUCCCUGGCUGUUUAGCGCCUGAAGGAGAAACAGAGCAUCAGGAAAUAAAUGAAAUCGUUAACCAUGUCCGAGAACCAGCAGAAUCUCAGCUAAUGGUCUCAUUUGAGAAGGGAAAUCCAGAAGAUACUGCAAGAGGUAAAGAAGAGCCAAUUGAGAAUAACGAACAAGAUAACGAUCUGCCGUCAAUAACAACCAUGGAGGAGGAGGGAAAAGAGACACAAGAGAGAAAAGAUGUAGUUGAAGGCGGUGAAUUGGAAUAUAUGGAAAAUGAGAAGAUUCAAGACCAGGAAGCUGGAUUUGAAACGACCAAGGAUGUAGUGCAUGUUGAACAUGUCGAACAGAAAGGAGAGUCAUUGCCUGCGUCACCAACUGACGGCCCACUGUCCGUUGAUGGAACUGGGAAAGAGUCCGAAACCAAUAAAAAACUUAAAGAAGAGAAUGCGAAAUUAAAGGAAAUGAUGGAGAAGUUAUUGGAAGCAGGGAAGGAACAAUUAGAUUGUAUAUCCAACCUCACUGGACGAGUGAAAGACCUGGAGAAAAAACUGGCAACUACUAGGAAGAAGAAACCAAGGACAAGGCUCGUCAAACGGUCAAAUGUUCCACCCAUCAAGGGGAGGGUCGUUGGUGUUGCAGUUUAAUCAGUUUUUUUUUUUUUCUGUCUCUUUGGUUUUUUAAUGGAUAACAGUGUGUAUGAGCUUGAAUUUUGUUGCAUCUUAAUAUGGGUUAUGUUUUUCUAUAUAUAUAUAUAAAUAAUAGAGAGCUAAAAUAUUUUAAGCGUAA
Molecule: messenger RNA, 4107 nt
Organism: Ziziphus jujuba (common jujube)
Lineage: Eukaryota; Viridiplantae; Streptophyta; Magnoliopsida; Rosales; Rhamnaceae
Product: BAG family molecular chaperone regulator 6
Exons: 3
Coding region: 267-3965 (1232 amino acids)
Biological process (GO): protein folding
Cellular component (GO): plasmodesma
Molecular function (GO): protein-folding chaperone binding
Source: RefSeq, a predicted model, not a curated record